This is a messenger RNA of Anguilla anguilla (European eel), 3625 nucleotides long. Its product is annotated as zinc finger protein 665-like. The coding region runs from base 408 to 2666 and encodes 752 amino acids. Gene Ontology annotation, molecular function: RNA polymerase II cis-regulatory region sequence-specific DNA binding; DNA-binding transcription activator activity, RNA polymerase II-specific. The transcript is spliced from 3 exons. Gene Ontology annotation, cellular component: nucleus. Lineage: Eukaryota; Metazoa; Chordata; Actinopteri; Anguilliformes; Anguillidae. Gene Ontology annotation, biological process: regulation of transcription by RNA polymerase II. The record is from RefSeq and is a predicted model, not a curated record.
UCUUGCCUAACAACCUGAUCUGACCAAUCUGCGCCACACUCCAGCACAGGAAGUGGCGGUAAUGUACCUUCCAUUCAGGGUCUUGGCUGCCAAUAAACACCAUCGAAGAAGCUUGUUCCGGAAACUGCACUGGAAAAUGCAGGUUGUUCUACAAAAGUCGGAGUUGUUUUUUUAAAACGCAUAAACAGCGAACAAUGGAACCCUCAAUGGAUCAUUCGCCUCCGAGGGCUGUACCAAGUUAUCCAAUGAAAUUAAUUAAAGUAAUCCGUUAAUGACCGAAUCGUGUAUCCUCUGUACUUUUGUCCAUGAAGACUUGCGUGGUCAGUAGUCGGCAUCGAAACCUGCUGCCAGAAGUCUUGCUGAGGAUCUGCAUUUUAACAACAUGAGCUGCACUUCUGAGCAGCAGUAUGAUGCAGGCAGGAGUCUGUCUGAGACAGAACACUGAGACAACACUACCAGAGCUCACUGAGCAGCACAGGAUCAGACAGAAAGAAGAGGAACUCAGUGGACUGGAGCCUGUCCACAUGGCAGAGUCAGAGACAGAGUGUGCUGCACCAGGACUGAACACACUGGAGCCAGAGGGUGUUACAGCACACAUUGGGGUCAGUGGUGUACAUCACACGCACGCAUCACUUAUUAAAACAGAAACUGAUCUGGGCUCCCACCACACUGGGGAUCUUACUAAGACUGAGAGCCUAGACAGUGCAGAGCUGCGAUGUAUAAGCCAUCUGCAUUCUGACCAAAUCAAAACAGAGUCUGUUGAUGGUGGAUAUGUUAAGGUAGAACACAUCAGUGAAUUACAGGAUAUUAAAUAUGUUAAUAUUAAAUCAGAUCGCAUCAAGUAUGAAUCCAGUGAAUGUUUGGUGAGUGAUCUCAUGAAUACUGUGAUGAAUGGAGCUGCUGUUGGUCACAAAGACCAGACUGAAUCAGGGCAAUGUGCAGGAGAGCCAAACCGAAACUGUAAAAAAGAAGAAAUUCAUCAUCCGCUGACCCAAUGUGGGGAUUUAGAUCAUAACUGUGACCUAAUCAAUGAGAAUAACAGAAUUGUCCUACAGAAAAGUACAAACAGUCGGAGAAAGACGAUUCACAGACAUAAAGAAAAAAUGAAUACAGGUGAAAAGCCAUAUAGGUGUAAACAAUGUGAGAAGUGUUUUUCACAUAAAAGUGUUUUAAGUGUCCACAAGAGGAUUCAUACAGGUGAAAAGCCGUACAGGUGUACGCAGUGUGAGAAGUGUUUUUCACAGAAAAGUACUUUAAUAUCCCACAAGAGGAUUCAUACAGGUGAAAAGCCAUUCAAAUGUACUGAGUGUGAAAAGUGUUUUUCACAGAAUGGUGCUUUAAAUUGCCACAUGAGGAUUCAUACAGGUGAAAAACCCUACAAAUGUACUGAGUGUGAAAAAUGUUUUUCACAAAAGAGUAUUUUGUAUUAUCAUAAGAGGAUUCAUACAGGUGAAAAACCCUACAAAUGUACUGAGUGUGGGAAGGGAUUUUCCCGAAUGCUUUAUUUAUAUCGCCACCAGAGUAUUCAUACAGCACCCAUGAUAAAUAACUCAAAAAACCCAGACCUGUUGCAUUUCUUUCAACAGAAGACAAUUUGCAUAAAUAAAAGCGAAAUUAGUAUAGGUGAAAAGCCAUACAGGUGUACACAUUGUGAAAAGUGUUUUUCACAGGAAGGUGACUUAAAUAUUCACAUAAUAACUCAUACAGGUGAAAAACCCUACAAAUGUAUUGAGUGUGGUAAGCGUUUCAAUUUUAAAUCACGUUUUAAUACACACAUGAGAAUUCAUACAGGUGAAAAGCCCUACAAAUGUAUUCAGUGUGAUAAGUGUUUCAGUGUUAAAUCUCAUUUAAAUAUACACAUGAGAAUUCAUACUGGUGAAAAGCCCUACAGAUGUAUUCACUGUUGGAAGUGCUUUACCCAACAAGGUACUUUAAAUCGCCACCAGAGUAUUCAUACGGCACCCAUGAUACCUAAUUCAAGUAAAAACCCAAGCCUAUUGAAUUUCUGUCGAAACAAUACAAUUCAACAAAACGGAAGUAAAAAUAAUACAGGUGAAGACCUGAACAAAUGCACUCAGUGUGGGAAAUGUUUUUCAAAGAAAAGUCUUUUAACUUACCAUAUGAUGAUUCAUACGGGCGAAAAGCCAUAUAAAUGUACUCAGUGUGAGAAGUGUUUUAGACAGAAACGUGCUUUAAAGUGCCACGAAAUGGUUCAUAUGGGUGAAAAACCCUACAAAUGUACUGAGUGUGGGAAGUGUUUUUCCCAAAAUAGUGUUUUAAAUGACCACAAGAUGAUUCAUACGGGUGAAAAACCCUACAAAUGUACUGAGUGUGGGAAGUGUUUUUCACUGAGACGUGCCUUUAAUUACCAUAAGUUAAUUCAUUCAAGUGAAAAACCCUUCCAAUGUACACAGUGUACGAUGUGUUUUCAUUCCAAAUCUGGUUUAAAUAGACACAUGAGAAUUCAUACAGAUGACAGGCGCUAUGCAUGUAUUCAGUGUGAUAAGUGUUUCUAUACAAAAAGUGAUUUAGAUAGACACGUGAGAAUUCAUACAGGUGAAAAGCCCUUUGAAUGUUCUCAAUGUGGGAAGUGUUUUUCAAAGAAAAGUUCUUUAACUCGCCAUGAGGUGAUUCAUACAGGUGAUAAGCCAUAUAAAUGUACUUAAUACGAGAAGUGUUUUUUACAGAAAUGUGCUUUACGUAGCCACUAGAUUAAGUCAGGUGGAAAAACCUAUAAUUAGUGUACUCUGUGUUGGAGGUGUUUUAAUACAAAAUUCAAGUUUAAUAUUAAUGAGCGUACAGAUUAAAUGACCUAAUCUGUAUGCUGUUCAGUGUGAGAACCUGUGUUUACCCUUUUUUUUCCUAACGAGGUUGACCAUUUUGUUCAUUAGAAAAAGUAAUUCACUUGUAUUUGGAAGGCUGAUAUUUUUCAAUGAAAACACUAGUGUAACUUGCUUGGAAAAAAAACCAAUAUGAAAUCUGUUUGGAUAUACUGUAGAAAAAGAUUAUGUCUGUUGCAACCUUGUAUUCUGAAAAUGAACUUACAGUACCGGCCUUUUCUGUCCUGCUACUGCCAAUGUAGACGUUGUAAUGUGUAUGUGUGCUAAAGCAACUGUGUAAUUAUUCAGCUUCUGACUCUAUGUUUUAUCAGACAUCUGUUGAGGAUCUUUGUUUCACUCUUUAUUAAUCUAUGUUGUUUAUUAUUUCUGCAUGAAAUAAUUUUACACUGAGUGUGCUCAUUCCAAGGUCUUUGGCAUGUAAAUCUUUGCAUAAACCCUUAUAUCCUUCAGUGUGUCAUUGCUUUCCCUGUAUAAAUGUUUAGGAAUUCCUGUUGUCCAUAACUUGUAACACUAAUUGUACAAUUGUACAAAUAAGUUUGACUUAUAUGGGGUGUGAAUUGUACUAAUCAUUUUAAAUGUUUUAAUGUGGCAGACCAUGUACACUUUAAAAAUUUAUUUUUAAACAAUGAAUGUUUCCUAAUACUAAUCUGAUUCAGUUAUUCUGAGGAAUCCAUUUCAGGUGAUUAAUGUUGGCAUUUUAUUAAUAUGUAGAAGAACAUUAGGAGCAUGCAUUGGUAAUCAUCACCAUAUUUAUAAUCAUCAUAAACAUUGGAAUAAUAUAUCAA